CUGAAAACCCUCAAUUUCCGGCGAGCCUCGCGCAAUUUCCAUCCCUCCCAGAUAUAUUUCAUCUCCCCGUAAAUCAAUCUCCCCAUAAAAUAAUUUUUUUUGAUAUAUUCUGGUCUGAAUUUUGUUCCUUGAUUCGUUCCCCAAUUCGAAUCUACCCAAAGAUUUCUGUUAGAAUAUGGAAGCAAGCUCGAGUGAGGAAGGUGGGGAUAUGUCCAAAUCCGACACCCCCGGCGAGGCUUCGGAGGAUUUGAGGAAGAAGGAGAUGUCCAAAUCCGACAAGCCAUCAUCGUCGUAUUCGAAGAGCGUCGGCAGCAUUAGCAGCAAGGACAUGAUUUUCAGGGCAGAUAUGAUCGAUCUGAAGAACUUAGAUGUGCAGUUAGAGAGGCAUUUGACCAGAGCUUGGUCGAAGAACAAUGGCGAUCCCGGGCCUAAAGAGACAUGGGAGAUUGAUCCUUCGAAGCUUAAAAUUCGAUAUCUCGUCGCCAAGGGGACCUAUGGAACAGUUUAUCGCGGAACCUAUGGUUCCGAGGAUGUCGGAGUGAAACUAUUGGAUUGGGGCUGCGCAACAGUUGCCGAAGCUGCGGAGCUCCGAGCCUCGUUCAAGAAUGAGGUUGGUGUUUGGCAAAAUCUCGACCACCCGAACGUUACCAGAUUCAUCGGCGCAUCGAUGGGGACUUCGCAGUUGAAAGUUCCGGAAAAAGAUCCUUCUCAAGGCUACACGAGUCUCCCGUCGAGGGCGUGUUGUGUUGUCGUCGAAUUUCUGCCUGGAGGGACGCUGAAGCAUUUGUUGUUUAAGAAUAGGAAGAAGAAGCUUCCAUUUAAAGACGUCGUCAAGCUUGCUUUGGAUCUAUCUCGAGGGUUGAGCUAUUUACAUUCGAAGAAAAUUGUGCAUCGAGAUGUCAAAGCCGAAAAUAUGCUCUUGGAUUCUAAUAGGACGUUGAAAAUUGCGGAUUUCGGCGUCGCUCGCGUCGAAGCGCAAAAUCCGAGGGACAUGACGGGCGAGACGGGAACUCUUGGAUACAUGGCGCCGGAGGUACUCGACGGGAAACCAUAUAACCGAAAAUGCGACGUCUACAGCUUCGGCAUCUGCUUAUGGGAAACGUAUUGUUGCGAUCUCCCUUACACAGACCGUAGCUUCGCCGACAUUUCCUACAUGGUCGUUCGACAGAAUCUUCGGCCGGAGAUUCCCCGGUGUUGUCCGAGUUCUCUGGCGAGCAUUAUGAAAAAGUGCUGGGACGCGAACCCGGAGAAGAGGCCGGAUAUGGAGGAGGUUGUGAAGUUGUUGGAGGCGAUCGACACCAGCAAAGGCGGCGGCAUGAUACCGGAAGACCAGACCGGCGGCUGUUUUUGCUUUGCUCCGGCGAGAGGUCCCUGAGGAAGAAAGAAUGAAACUUUUUUUUUUGCAUAUUUCUUCUCUCUCAAUUUCAAGUUUUUCAUGAGUUGUAAUGAACUGUUCUCGGCUGUUCUUGGCUGC
Molecule: messenger RNA, 1474 nt
Organism: Andrographis paniculata
Lineage: Eukaryota; Viridiplantae; Streptophyta; Magnoliopsida; Lamiales; Acanthaceae
Product: serine/threonine-protein kinase STY13-like
Exons: 7
Coding region: 176-1375 (399 amino acids)
Biological process (GO): protein phosphorylation
Cellular component (GO): plasma membrane
Molecular function (GO): protein kinase activity; ATP binding
Source: RefSeq, a predicted model, not a curated record